Messenger RNA from Acanthochromis polyacanthus (spiny chromis), 3927 nucleotides. It is a transcript of the gene gba2, whose product is annotated as glucosidase, beta (bile acid) 2. The record is from RefSeq and is a predicted model, not a curated record. Gene Ontology annotation, molecular function: beta-glucosidase activity; glucosylceramidase activity. Gene Ontology annotation, biological process: glucosylceramide catabolic process; carbohydrate metabolic process; central nervous system development. The transcript has 18 exons. Gene Ontology annotation, cellular component: membrane. The coding region runs from base 644 to 3217 and encodes 857 amino acids. Lineage: Eukaryota; Metazoa; Chordata; Actinopteri; Pomacentridae.
CCUGAAGGACACGAGGAGGGCGAAAUAUUACCACAGCUAAAGCCAACUGUAGGGAUUUUGCAUAUCGAGCUCCGUGCUAGCUGAAGCUACAGGAUCCUGCCAGAGAUCGGCUUGGCGCUGCAUCGGGAUGACGCCGUUGCUCUGGUGCCCCGGCUACAUGACUGGAUCAUCCCUACAACUAUAGCAGACCAUCCAUCCAUUAGUCCAGACAGCUGCACAGCCACAUCUGGACUCUAUCCAAAGGGAGCACAGAGGUCUAUCAUCUCAAAUAACAACAGAAUCCAGAAGAUCAGUCCAAAACAUCCCCGAGGAUAUGACCAUACUGAGCCGACGAGACUAACUGCUCUUGUGGACUGAAGGAAUAAAAUAAUGGCACUGGAAUUUUCAGCCUGAAAGAGCAGUUAUUGAUUAUAGGAGCUUAUCAGAACCGGUUUGUUCAACUGGAAUGAGUCUGUGCAGUUCACUGAUUCAUGCAAAGGUUCCCAAAACACCUGUAGCUACCUCCUGUCAGUUCCUCAGUGAAGGCUUGAGGAAGUGACUGUUUGCAAAAGGUGGUGGCAACUCCCUGUUUGAAGUCAGCAUUACUUUUUCCCCUCCAAAUUCACUACUUCAGGCUGCCUAGUUGAUAGAAAGUCCUGCAAAAAUGACUUCAGAGUGGGGUGAGAAGUCCACGGCAGACCUCAUGAGUAGGUACGUCUCCAAGGAAAUGGGAUACGAGGUUCCCAAGGAGGGUUGGCGUAUCUGCUUGGCACAUGAGUUCAAGGAGAAGAGAAAACCCUUUCAAGCAAAAGAUGUCUCUCUGUCCAACGUACUCGAGCAUGUCGGCCUUGGAGUCAGGUAUCUAAAAUGGUGGUACAAGAAGACCCAGGUGGAAAAGAAGGCUCCAUUCAUUGAUAUGUUUCGUGCCCAACCUUUGCGGCAAAUAUAUGGUGCUCCACUUGGCGGUAUUGGAGGAGGUACCAUCACGAGAGGUUGGAGGGGGGAGUUCUGCAGAUGGCAGCUUAACCCUGGGAUGUAUCACUACAAAACUGUCACAGCCAACCAGUUUACAGUGUGUUUACGUCGUGGAGGACAAACAGUUUACCAGCAGGUGCUAUCGGUGGAGCGUCCACCCACGUUACAAGGCUGGAACUGGGGUUACUGCGGGGAAUAUGCUUUCUAUCAUGCCUUGUACCCUCGUGCCUGGACAGUAUACCACCUGCCAGGACAGAAUGUCACCCUAACCUGCAGACAGGUUUCCCCAGUCAUCCCUCACGAUUACCAGGACUCGAGUCUCCCAGUUGCAGUGUUCGUGUGGGACAUAGAGAAUAAGAAUGACUACGCUCUGGAUGUCUCCAUCAUGUUUACUAUGGUCAACGGAUCAGGACACAAGGACGACAAGAGCGGUGGACACUGGAACGAACCAUUCCACCUGGAGAAGGAGGGGGAGGCGGUGUCUGGAGUCUUGCUACAUCACUGCACCACGGUGAACCCUUACACCUUGUGCAUCGCAGCCCGAGAGCAGCCUGACAGGGAGGUCAGUCACCAGACAGCGUUCAGUCCAAAGGGAACCUGCAGCAGUCUGUGGAGUGACCUGAUCACUGACGGACGGCUGGACUCUCCUACAGGAUCCAGUCCGCCCACGCCUAAAGGAGAGAAGGUGGGAGCAGCAUUAGCUGUUGGCUGCUCUGUGCCGGCUCAGAGUCGUAACACUCUGGAGUUCUGCCUGGCCUGGGACAUGCCCAAAAUCACCUUUGGCUCUAGGGAGAGGGAACACAUCAGGAGAUACGCUCGUUACUUUGGGACCAAAGGGGAUGCUUCCCCCUCACUCAGCCACUACGCCCUGACACACUACAAGCAAUGGGAGAGCAGCAUUGAGGAGUGGCAAAAACCCAUUCUGCAGGACAGUUCUCUCCCGUCCUGGUACAAGUCGGCCCUGUUUAACGAGCUGUACUUUGUGGCGGACGGAGGGACAGUGUGGACGGAGCUGUCGGAGGAUGCUGAUGUCAGUGGCGGCGUGCGCAGCGAGAACGGGGGUCUGCCAGCUCAGCCUACUGUCGUCAAGGAGUACGGCCGCUUUGCUUAUCUAGAAGGUCAGGAGUACAGAAUGUACAACACCUAUGACGUGCACUUCUAUGCGUCCUUUGCACUCAUCAUGCUGUGGCCCAAACUUGCCUUGAGUGUGCAAUAUGAUAUCGCUGGCAGCGUGGUUCAGCAGGACCCAACAGAGAGGCUGCAUCUGAUGAGUGGGCGGUAUUCUCCCGUCAAGUCCAAAAAUGUGGUGCCUCACGACAUCGGAGACCCAGAUGACGAGCCUUGGCAGAGGGUGAAUGCCUACCUUAUCCACGACACUGCAGACUGGAAGGACCUGAACCUGAAGUUUGUCCUACAGGUGUACAGGGACUUUCAUCUCACCCAGGACAACCAGUACCUGCAGGACAUGUGGCCCGUCUGCCAGGCAGUGAUGGAGUCUGAAUUAAAGUUUGACCUGGAUGGAGAUGGCCUGAUAGAGAACUCUGGAUAUGCUGACCAGACUUAUGAUGGCUGGACAGUGACUGGACCAAGUGCAUACUGUGGUGGGCUGUGGCUGGCGUCCCUGUGUGUGAUGUGUAAAAUGGCCAGACUGGUGAACAGCGAGGAGUCAUACCAGCGUUACAGAGACCUCUUGGACAGAGGCAGUGCUGCUUUUGACAAACUGCUGUGGAACGGCAAAUACUACAACUAUGACAGCAGUGGGAGAGACCUUUCCAACAGUGUCAUGUCUGACCAAUGUGCUGGCCACUGGUUCCUCAGAGCAUCUGGGCUGGGAGAUGGAGAAUACCAGGCUUUUCCCAAAGAGAAGAUCCAGACCGCACUAAAAUCUAUCUUUGACUUGAACGUAAUGAGCUUUGCUGGUGGUCAGAUGGGGGCAGUUAAUGGCAUGCGCCCCGAAGGAGUGCCCGACCGCUCCAGUGUCCAGUCAGAUGAGGUCUGGAUCGGAGUAGUGUACGGACUGGCAGCCACUAUGAUCUAUGAGGGUAUGCGGGAGGAGGGUAUGCGCUCAGCAGAGGGCUGUUACCGGACUGCAUGGGAGAGGCUGGGUAUGGCUUUCCAGACUCCUGAAGCCUACUGUGAGAAAGGCAUCUUUCGCUCUCUCGCGUACAUGAGGCCUCUGACUGUUUGGGCCAUGCAGCUCGCCCUCAACACUUCACAGAAGAGUCAGACCCCAUCAGCUCAAACUGGAGACAUAGACAGCUAGGACCUGAGUGAUUAGAUGGUGUGAAAUGAGAAAUACAGCGAGUUCUGCCGAAAGUCACCUUCGAGAUCUCCUGCAGCCACCAAUCUCAUCUGAACUGACACCCUGCAGAGCUCUCUUUGACUGGUUGUGGACCUUGAAUUUAACUGAAUACAGCUCAUUUUGCUCCAGACGGUUUGUCAUUUGAGGCUUGGGAUCAGAAAGGUAGUUUAUGCUUGACAAAGUCAGUAGCUAUGACGUAGCGGUUGAAUUUUUAGAUGACAUUUUUUUGUGAGAGUACGAAUCGGCUCGCUGUUUACGGUGUUAGUCAGGCAGUUUCAAAAUCAUAAUCUGCGUAUAUCGCUAAUUAAAAAUUGAUCUUAUGUUCCAGUAAAUAUGAUCUGUUUGGACACGUGCACACACACAUGGAAACACUACAUUUUACAAUGUACAAUCAUGCCAAUAAUAAUCCUUGCAUACUUGUGAACAUGAAGAUUUUUUUUUCUCCAUUUAAAUUUGAAUGCUGUACAAAGUGAUAUGUGAUGAAUGAUACUGAAAAUUAUGUUGGAAAGAAAUAUUUUUCCCCUUUUUAAAAAAAAAAAAAAAAAUAGGCAUUUAGUGCCUUUUUGCAUGUUGGCAUAAAUCUACAGUAUACAAGUGUAGCAGCAACAUUUACUGUUUUAUAAAACCCAACAUUCAUGACAAUCAUGCUGAAUAAAUGACAGUAUAAGACA